CAUGAAGCGAUCUGCGUCUAGCUCUCCCUCACCUUUCUCUCCUGACUCAACUCUCACCCCAUCGAAAGCCAUCAAGUCGGAGACAUCUUCUUCGCCUCAUUCUGCCGCAAAGAAGGGAUGCAGCAAAUCCCCAGAAUGGGACGCUGAGAAAAAGAUGGCUCUCGUGGACAAGAUCAUCUCGACGGGAUUGGCACAUUUGAAAGCGUCAGAUGUGGCUGAUGAGAUCGGGAUCACAAAGAAGCAAUACGCCGACGCAAUGGGCACUGGUCGCACCAACUUGCGAUGGAAGCUUGUUCAAGCUGCAGCAGACAUGGCGGCUUCAGGCAAAGUGCGACAUUGAAGAGUCAAGUGCAUAGCAGCGUCCGUAACGAGGAGAGAUAGCUCCCAAGUCAUGC
Molecule: messenger RNA, 395 nt
Organism: Kockovaella imperatae
Lineage: Eukaryota; Fungi; Basidiomycota; Tremellomycetes; Tremellales; Cuniculitremaceae
Exons: 2
Source: RefSeq, a predicted model, not a curated record